Vollenhovia emeryi is the source of this 1507-nucleotide messenger RNA. RefSeq lists its product as uncharacterized. The transcript has 2 exons. Lineage: Eukaryota; Metazoa; Arthropoda; Insecta; Hymenoptera; Formicidae. The coding region runs from base 200 to 844 and encodes 214 amino acids. The record is from RefSeq and is a predicted model, not a curated record.
UGAUGUUUCUUAAUGUCCUAUGAUAUCAUAUAAAUAUAUCCGUUUGUUCUAAUUGAACUAACUAUAUUACAUUUUAGGCAUCUCAAAAUGCAAGACAUAAUUAAACAUUAACAAGAAAAAAGUAAAAAAGAGAAGUAGCUGUCAAAGUUACCAAUGACAUCCAGCUGUCAAAAUAUUCAGUAAGGUUUGCCAUUUCAUCAUGCAUCGUUUCACGCUUGCCGAACGUGCGGAAAUUAUUAAAAAAUAUUAUCGAAAUUCCGGCUCAGUUGUAAAAACGCAACGUGAAUUUCGUCGUGAGGUCGGUCGUCAUCAUGGUUUCAGUGUGCAGGCAAUUCGUCGCACCGUGGAAAAGUUUGAGCAUGAGUACACCCUUUUGAACCUUAAGCCACCAACCAGACAGAGAUUAGUGCGAAAUGAAGAAAACAUAGCCGCCGUAGCGGCCAGUAUCGAAGAAGACCCAGACAUGUCGAUUCGGCGCAGAUCAGCUGAAUUGGGCAUCGCCAGAGAGUCAACCCGACUUAUUUUGCGGUUGGAUUUGGGCCUACAUCCGUAUAAGAUUGUGCUGACGCAAGAAUUGAAGCCGGACGACCAUAGACAACGCCGUGAGUUCGCUAAUUGGGCGCUGGAAAUGUUGGCCGGAGAUCCGGAUUUUGGCCAAAAAAAUCAUCUUCUCAGACGAGGCCCAUUUUUGGCUCAGCGGCUAUGUCAACAAGCAAAAUUGCCGUUAUUGGAGCGAACACAAUCCACAAGUGUUCGACCAAGCAUCAAUGCAUCCACAAAGAUUGACUGUUUGGUGCGGUUUAUGGCAUGGCGGCAUCAUCGGACCUUAUUUCUUUCGAAAUGAGGAAGGAGACACCGUUACCGUCAAUGGUCUCAAGUAUAGAGCGAUGUUAACCGACUUUCUGUGGCCAGAGCUCGACAACAUCGAUAUAUCCGAGCUGUGGUUCCAACAAGACGACGCUAUGCCAUGCCAUACAAGCGACGCAACGCUCGAAGUUGUGAAGGAGAAAUUUGGCGACUGGAUCAUCUCACGGCGAGCGUUCAUCAAUUGGCCGCCGCGAUCAUGCGACUUGACACCACUCGAUUAUUUUCUCUGGGGCUACGUCAAGUCCUUAGUCUACGCUAACAAGCCAACCACUUUGGACGAGCUCGAGGCCAACAUUCGAGACGCUAUUGCCGGAAUAACGCCGCACAUAUUGGACCGAGUCAUCAAAAAUUGGACCGACUGCUUGAAGCACUGCCAGCGAAGCCGAGGCGGCCAUUUGAAUGAUGUGCUAUUCCACACAUAAUGACAUGAAUGUAGCUUCAAAAUAGAGCCAGAAUCUAUUUUAUAUCUCACACCGUUGUUGUUUUAUUUAAAUUUUUUUCCUAUCGUUCUUAUCUGGUUUAUUAUUGGUUCGAACUUGGGUGAACAUGCCAAGGACAUAUGAAGGUCAACUUUUGUUUUAAAUGAAACCUACUUUUCAUUAGACAUUCUUGUAACUUAUCUUAAGAGCUCUCUCCCCCC